GGGCCACCCUUAUCCUUAAAGUCAGACAGAACAACAGUCGCAUCCAAACAGUCGGUUCUUUUUCACCUUCUUCCAUCUGAUGCCCUGUCCCAUCUAGUUGUUUCUCCGUCGUCUCCAAUAUACCAGCAGCGCAGUGUAAAAAGAAAACGAUGUCGUCUAUGAAGGAUUUUGCCAUGGAUCACCAAACCCAGCAGCAGCAGCCAUACUCUGGUGCAGGAAACGGCCAUGAUGGCAGCUACAACAGGGUUGCGGAAGUUGGAUGGUUUAUUCUAGGUGAAGAUCAACAACAGGUUGGACCUUAUACGUUUUCUGAGCUAAGUGAGCACUUCCUGAACGGGUAUCUCGUAGAAAGUACACUGGUAUGGUCUGAAGGAAGAAGUGAAUGGCAGCCACUGUCCUCAUUCCCUGAGUUCACGUCAGGAAUAUCUCAACAGGGAUCUGAUUAUUCCACAGCAGCACUUGCUUACAAUGAUAAGGAGGUCGAGAAGUUGCAGGAGUCCAGAGAGGCUGAAUUGGAAUUUGUUGGAUUGAGAAAUGGAUCUCAUUCUAGCAAUGAACAGAAAGCCAAGCAUUCUACUUUAGUGUCACCCAACACUGAUGAGGAUGAGUUUGAGAAAUGGAAAAGGGAGGUAGAAGAGGCUGAGGCUGAGGCAGAAAGGCUGAAAAAUGGAUCUCUUUCUGGCAACACUGGAGAUGAUCUUGGGAUAGACGAUCCUGACAGGGUUCUAUCACCACCAGAUGGCGAGGAUGAAUUCACAGAUGAUGAUGGGACUACAUACAAGUGGGAUGGAAGCCUAAGAGCCUGGGUUCCUCAGGAUAAUCCUUCAAGUGUAAGUGGGCGAUUUGGAGUAGAAGAGAUGACUUUCCAUGAACAAGAGGAGGUGUUUCUAAAUGUAAACGCUGCUGAUGCCACUUUGAAGGAAGAAUUCAAUGUUACUGAUGAAGUGGUAGGAUCACAGCUUAAUAACAAGAGGAAAUUGCGUGACAAGCAAGCGGACAAGAAGGAUGAGCAAGCUGAUAAAAAGGAAGCCAAUAAGGCUCCUGAUAGUUGGUUUGAAUUGAAAGUCAAUACACACGUUUAUGUAACUGGGUUGCCUGACGAUGUCACUGCUGAAGAAGUGGUAGAGGUAUUUUCCAAAUGUGGGAUAAUUAAGGAGGAUCCUGAAACAAAAAAGCCCCGAGUGAAGAUUUAUGUUGACAAAGAGACAAGAAGAGUAAAGGGAGAUGCUCUAGUUACAUAUUUGAAGGAACCCUCUGUAGAUUUGGCUGUGCAAAUUUUGGAUGGGACACCAUUGCGUCCUGGGGGCACAAUUCCUAUGUCAGUCAGCCAAGCCAAGUUUGAACAGAGAGGGGACAGAUUUAUAUCCAAACAAAUUGACAGCAAGAAGAAAAGGAAGCUGAAAAAGGUUGAGGACAGGAUCCUUGGUUGGGGUGGCCGUGAUGAUGCCAAGGUGUCAAUUCCAGCUACUGUAGUUCUUCGCCACUUGUUCACUCUUUCUGAAAUGAGGGCUGAUGAAAGCUUAGGUUCAGAACUCGAGGUAGAUGUUAGAGAGGAAUGUGUGAAGCUUGGUCCAAUAGAUUCCAUCAAGGUCUGUGAGAAUAAUCCACACGGUGUUGUUUUAGUGAGAUUUAAGGACAGAAAUGACGCUCGAAGGUGCAUAGAAUUGAUGAAUGGACGAUGGUUUGGCGGAAGAGAGAUACAUGCUAGUGAGGAUGAUGGGCUAAUUAAUCAUGCUUCGGUCCGGGAUCUUGAUGAGGAUGCUGCUCGCUUAGAGCAGUUUGGUGCUGAACUUGAAGCUGGCUGACUUAGCUGUGAUGCUGCGGUUACUUAUCAUGUGUUCCUGAUGUUAAUUUUUUUUCGAAAUAGAAGUUGAUAUAUAGGAUACAGAUGGUUGAUUAUCUUGGAAAGAGAGGCAAAAAGGGCGGCAGAAAAGCGUGAUGUGAAUUCAGGUUGUAAAUUCAUGGUUUUGAGGAUUUGUAAAUGAUGACAGAGUCAUAGAAGCUUGAUUAAUCCUCAUUAUAGUUUGUCUCUGAGAAGGGAGUAUAUGAACCCCCUGCUUGUGAAGGAUACAAGUCUACUACUUGCUCAACAUUAAAAUCAUUUUUCAAAAGUUGUUUAUUCA
This is a messenger RNA of Populus trichocarpa (black cottonwood), 2123 nucleotides long. Its product is annotated as splicing factor U2AF-associated protein 2. Gene Ontology annotation, molecular function: RNA binding. Bases 150 to 1805 code for a protein of 551 amino acids. Gene Ontology annotation, cellular component: U2 snRNP; U2-type spliceosomal complex. The record is from RefSeq and is a predicted model, not a curated record. Gene Ontology annotation, biological process: mRNA splicing, via spliceosome. Lineage: Eukaryota; Viridiplantae; Streptophyta; Magnoliopsida; Malpighiales; Salicaceae. The transcript is spliced from 15 exons.